Molecule: messenger RNA, 6936 nt
Organism: Ctenopharyngodon idella (grass carp)
Lineage: Eukaryota; Metazoa; Chordata; Actinopteri; Cypriniformes; Xenocyprididae
Gene: nptx2a
Product: neuronal pentraxin 2a
Exons: 5
Coding region: 525-1826 (433 amino acids)
Source: RefSeq, a predicted model, not a curated record
GCGCGCGCCUGAGUCUCUAUAUUAAUCCGUUAAAGCACCGCUGUCCGUUCAGCACCACUGAGUGUGUGAAGAGAGUUAAAGCUCUGAGAGUCGGAAUUUAACGGCAGAAAGCUCUGGAAAUCGCUCUUCAUUUGGACAGCUGCUUGUUUUUGAGUGAUAUUUUGUUAAAGUGACAGUUUGACGCGUCCGUAAGAAGGACUCCAACAGUUUGUUUUACAUAAUCACUGACUGUGUGAAGAGAGCAGAAGUGCGCGUACUCGCUUUUUACUGGGAAAAGCUUUAUUGGGUUUCAAGGCCAAUUACAGCAAAUCUCUGUUGUUUCGGUCUUACACUUGUUUUUUUUGAGUGAUUUCUAUUAGCGUGUCGUGGAGCUCUAACGGUUUUUAUUAUUAUUUAAAUAACACACAUUUUCGAAGACCUGUUUCUAUUGUGGAAUUUCGUUCUUUCGACACUAAGUGUCAUUUUUAGUCCAACUAACUGAACUGGCACUCGUUUUAUGCGUUUUGAAGAGAGAAACGGUCGUAAUGAGAGUUCUCUUCGUGGCACUGCUGUUUGUAUACGCGUCAGGGAGCGGGAAAGUGGCUGGCGCGAGUGGCGCGAAAGGAAACCGCUUCGUGUGCACGGCUGUGCCCGCGGGCACCGACCUCAGUUGCCCGGUGGAAGCGACCAACCGGGUCCAAAGCACUAGUCCGCAGGAGGAAGAGUUACGGAAUACUAUCAUCCAGCUUCGAGAGACCAUCCUGCAGCAGAAGGAAACUAUCGUCAGUCAGCAGGGCACCAUCAAAGAGCUCAACUCCAAACUCGCGCGCUGCGAGGCUGAAGCCAAGACCCGAGGCAGCGCGCGCAGGAAGGAUUAUAGUAAAAACACGAUGGGCGAUCUGCCGCGUGACCCCACCGAGACUGUGGAGCAGCUGGGAAAGACCAUGCAGAGCCUGAAAGACCGACUGGAGAACCUGGAGCAGCUGCGUACCAACACAUCAGGUGGAGCAUUUCCCAGUGAGCUGAGAGACCUGCUGAAGCGGCGUCUGAGUGACCUGGAGAGCCAGCUGCUGACCAGAGUGGCCGAACUCGAGGAGGAAAAGAGCCAGCUGUACAACGAGACAACCGCUCACCGCCAGCGCACAGAGAACACCCUCAACUCACUGCUGGAGAGGAUCACCGAGCUGGAGAAAAGUAACAAUGCAUUCAAAUCUCCAGAGGACUUUAAGGUGUCUCUGCCGCUGCGCACCAACUAUCUGUACGGCCGCAUAAAGAAGAGUCUGCCAGAGAUGUACGCCUUCACUGUGUGCAUGUGGCUCAAGUCCAGUGCCAGUCCUGGAAUCGGAACCCCGUUCUCUUACGGUGUCCCGGGACAAGCCAAUGAGAUUGUGCUGAUAGAGUGGGGAAACAGCCCCAUGGAGCUCCUCGUCAAUGAUAAGGUCGCUCAGCUUCCCCUCUCCGUGAGUGACGGGCGCUGGCAUCACAUCUGCAUCACCUGGACAACCAGAGAUGGCUUCUGGGAGGCCUAUCAGGAUGGAGAGAGACUAGGGACCGGAGAGAACUUGGCCCCCUGGCACCCAAUUAAACCUGGAGGAGUCAUUAUCCUGGGCCAAGAACAGGACAUCGUAGGUGGGAGAUUUGACGCCACUCAAGCUUUCGUAGGAGAGUUAAGCCACUUCAACAUGUGGGACAGAGUCCUGCGUCCUAUAGACAUCUCUGCUAUGGCCAACUGCUCCGCCUACAUGCCUGGCAACGUGGUGCCGUGGGUCGAUGGCAACGUGGAGGUAUUUGGCGGUGCCACAAAAGCAGCAUUGGAGAUUUGUGAAGACCGACUCUUUGAUUCCUAAGGACACGUCAGUCAGUUUGGAAGCGUUCUCGUUAUAGAGGUAACACGCAUCUCAAUAUUGCUCUGGCAACUUGCAGAGAGACAAAGACAGAAACACAUGUUUACAUAUUUUCACAUAAUGGAUUAUUUCGUCCUUUAUUCUGCUUUAUGUUUGUUGAGACUUUGCUAUCUGACUGACCAAUAACUAAAAUGACUGUGAUUAAUAAAAAAUAAAUAAAUAAAAAAUAAAAAUCAGUCUGCACAUUCAAGGUCAGAAUAGAGUAUUUGUGACUCUAGCUGAAGCAAAACUUUCUUGUUGAUAUUAUAUAUAUAUGCUUUUCUCUGUGUUGCGUCCUUCAAAAAAAAUUCUCUCCACAAACUCAUGGGUAUUUUCAGAUCUCAGUAAAAGAUGGAUUUUUGCUUUGAGCUUUUAUGUUGUGUAUAUGUUGGUGCCCUUCAAAUACUGAGGGAAAAAAAAAAAUUAAACUGCAUAGUUUUAUCAUGAGCUUUAUGAAACAUGAAUGAAGGAGCUAGUCUGUGACUUUUUCCAUACGGGGAGGUAUUCAGACGGAAGUGUCUUUAUGUCUGUGAUCCAGAGAUUAGUUGAGGGAACAUUCACAUUUUUUUAAAAUCUUUUGCCAUCUUGAGCAGAUCUGCCAUCCAGAAACCUUAAAGUAGCAAAGCUGCCGAGGUCUGACCCACAGCUCUCAGAAGCCCCCCGGGGGAAGGUCUGGCUGCGGGACAGGGUGGUCUGGCUGAAGGGCUUCACCGUAUGAAGCUUGUUUGAUUUCAUUCAGUUUAUGAAUUCCAAAUGUAAAAAUGUGGUGUCUGUGAAAUGUUUAUGAAGGAUUUUGACAUGUGCAGAACAUGGCGUUAUGAGAUUAACUAUGAGCACUAUAAGGGGAAUGUGUGUUAUACUUUUUUAAUAAUGUUACUUAUGUGUCAGGGUUUUUUUAACUACCUGUUUAGACCCAUGCACAAAGCACUGGGGAAAAAUGAGACUAUUUUCUGUGAAGAUUAAACAGAAAUACUGACUAAUGAGGUUGACAGCGCUUGCACUUGUUUAAAGCGCAUGAAUGUCGAGAAGUUUGAUUUAUCUGACAGUCUGAUGCUGCAAAUGGGUGUAUCUCACGAAACCUGUCAAAAACAUGCCCAGGCCAUCUUUCCUUCUGAAAUCAAAAGAACAAAAAAUUAGAAAUUACAUUUUGCAUAAGAAAGUUAAGCCUGUUUCUUUAAAUUUUAUUAAGCACAUUUUUUGCAUUGUAAAAUUAUUUUCAUAACAAUUAAGCAUUUCCAUAUAUAUAUAUAUAUAUAUACACACACACAAGGCAUUGUUAGCGGACACACAAUGAAGACAAAGAAGUUCACGUGAUAGUGCCGCAAUAGAUAAAAGUUGUCCAGUGUUCACACUGGACGUGACAAAGUGACAGUUAAAAGUAGCGCGAACACUUGAAGUAUAUCAGAAAUAGAACAGAACACAAGUUUACUGUUGGGAAUUUCUCGUUACAUGUCGCACCGUAUUCAGUCUAGACAGCAUCACUGAUUAUACUGGGUUCUGUUUGCUUUUGUCGCAUCGCACCGCACCGCACCAUUUGUGUCUAGUGUAGAAAAGACAUGGUGUAAGUUUUUAUUUAUUAACCAAGAGCAGAAACAAAGGACCACACUAUGUGUAAAUGAUAACUGACAAGGGACUGAAGUAAACUGUGGGUAUGAUGCUGCCUUGCACAUGCUCUCGGAAUUAUCGUAAAUACGAGUUUCCUAGGUAAAAAUUGCACAUAAAUGCCCUCCCAUUUCAAAACUUGAAUGCGAUGAGCUCGUAAUCACGACUUCUUAAGUGGGAAUUAUCAAAUUUCUGAUAGCACGUGAAGGCAGCAUAAAUACACAGGGCAAACAAAGGAACUAAACUAGACACAGGUGACAGCAAUACGUAAUUAUAGAAACAAACAAGGACAUAUUUUGCGUUUACACCAUGUCAUAAUUACAAGAUCACCACAUGUGAUGUUCUACUCAAAGCUGUUCAUGUCCUCAGACUGGGGAGUCCGAAAUCACAUACUCUCGAGUAGGUACUUAUUUUGAAUAACAGGGUUUUUUCCUGGAUCAAAACGAGGCAGAGGUGGUUAAAUCUUUAAUCUCUCUAGGGGGUUCCGGGGGCAUUCCAUUUGUACAUUUUAAAGAUAAAUUCAUUAAUCUGGUGCACUUUGAGAGUUUAAAAUAAAGAGCUCCAACCCAUGUUCAGUGUCCAAAUUGAACAAAGAAAAAGUCUGUGGCCAGCCGCCCAAUGAUAUUCUCUGAUUUAGAGAUCUGCACCUGAUCAUCACAUUUGCAAAAUUACAUUUCCUUUACUCCCUUCAAACUUAAAUUGUCACAGUUUCAUUACAUCAUUGUUGGAAAACACUCUUAUCAGAAUAAUUUCUGUUAGUUUAGCUUAUUUUCAGUUAAGGGUGUUAAGUUAUAAAGCAAUAUCUCAUGUAGGGUUUUUCCUUUGUGUUUUAUUUAAUGACCACUAGGAGGUGCUCUAGGCACAUGUUUUCCCUGAAGAGAAAUACGUUCAGUUGAAAACGAAAGUAAAAGAGUGACGCACAUUCGUUGUCUUUAUUAAAAUCAACACAUUAAUAAUUUAUCUCUCAUCCACCUGCAAUUAAUUGGAAUGUUAUUUUUUAUUACUUGGCCCGCCUGACCCUCAGACUAUCCGCAGUAUCCACGGAUAUAACCGCGAUCUGCGCCUCACUAUCGAACAGUUCGAGAAUGGGCAGGGAACCCUCAACAGAAACAGAACCGUGUUGGUGGAAAAGGGGUAUCUAAGCAUGUGACUGCCUGAGUUUUGUUGACAGCCGGAGGCGGCACGAAAUUUGACGGAGGCGGCCGCCUCGUAAUUCUCUAUGCAGGAAAAACACUGAAUAAGUAAUUACUUUGUUCUAUAUAGUAUGAAUGAGUGUAGUAUGAAUGUAAGCAUACUACAUCCGCCAUGCUGUCAUUAUCAUGUGACCUACCAGCGUCAGUUUACUGCCCUUCAUAAAUCCUCUCCCGUGGCCUCAUGGGAUAGUAAAGUUUCCAUCGUAUGCACACUUCAGAAUCUUGCCGGAAAUAGUAGGUCAUCCGGGUACUUUUUGCCUACUCUUUUAUGAGUAGUGUGAAUUCAGACACUCCUUUUUUGCCUAGUAUAUAGUACACAAGUUUGCGAUUUUGGAUGCAGCCUGGGAAUUAUAAGUGUGUUCGGCUUAAUGCUGCACUGCGCAGACCAAUCAGCAUCUGACUUAAGUACCACGAGAGCCAUUCAAGAGAAGAUGGCUGGCUCAUUCUGCGCAGCUUCUCCAGAGCGGCUGCACAAGCUCUGAUGACGACACAGCUGCUUCACGAUUGGUCGGAUCCACCGAUGACAACAAUCUUGUGUGUUUCAUGUUUAUUCUGACACCUUCAAGUAGGAGCUCUCAGAAAAUUCCCAGUUUACAAGCUGUAAUUACGAGGACGUGAAUCCUUUUUACAAUUUGGAAUCUCAUAAUGGCAUGAAUAUGGCUAGAAGGCAGUAUAAUCAGUAACCAAGGAAACCAAAACUAAACAGAGCGAAGAAACAGGAACUAAAGAAUAUAUAUAUAUGAAGUGUUUGUUAGCACUGGUAGUAUUUGUUUAAUUCAUUUAUGUACUUUGAGUAAAAGUAAUUUUAAAGACAUUUUCUUGAAAUAAAAACAGUAUUCAAAUAAUUCCAAUAAAGAGAGUCACCCUUGAUAAUGAGAAUUACAAAAAAAAAAAAUAAUCAAAAGUAAAAUGUCUGAAAAUGGAAAAUGUGCUUAAUAUAAAAAAUAAUGACACCCAAAAAAAAGAAGGAGAAGGGAAAAAAAGUAAAGGUCCUGUUAUGACCUGGAUAUGUUUUCGUGAGAUUCUUUACUGAUUUUAUUUGUGCUUGAUCUAUUAAUGACGACUUCUUCAAAUUGUACAUUUGUGUUGAAGUAGAGCAGUGCAAUAGAUAUGGGACACUUUAUGUAAAUGUGGUCCUCUGUAUCUUUUCUGUGUUUUCACAUCCAAAUGCACCGCUGGGCCUGUCGGUCUCACUCCGUCUCGCUGUGUUACGUGGAUGUUUUCAUUUCAUCUUUCAACUUGUUGUGCACAAAGGCCAGAUCAAAGCCUGCGAAAUUCACCGUGGUGCAGCGUUCUUACACAAUAGACACUAAUAAUGCAUUAGUGUGUUUCCCUUGUUGACACGUGUUUGUAUUUGGGCUACAAGAGCUCUACUGCUCUACUGAAAUGCACUGGAAUGAUAUAAAACACGUUUGAAUACUCAGUUUCUUUCAUUUGAAUGUAAUCUACUGCUAUUUUGUGUCAUAAAUGUACCUAGAGAAACAAAAAUCUCUUAUGUAAAUGAAUUUUGAGCUGUUAUGCUGCCUUCAGGUCCUGAUGAAGUCAUCAUAUGCUGAGUGAUGUAUGCGUGCGAUGACAUAAUGAUGUCGCAAUGGGAACCUCCUAAUUUUCAGUGAGUGUAAAUUAAAGAAUCAUGGUGGAAGCUAAUUGAUGUUGGCCAUGAUGAGUAAUUGGAAAUGUUGACUGCACUGCAUGUGCAUAAUUUUGUUGAUGAAGAAUAGCGACAAAGUUUGGGAGAUGUAUUCCCAUCUGAUGCUAAAUUCCCAUCAUUCUCUGUGGCAGCACAGGAGUGAACAGAUGAAGCAUCAAUUAGACACCUAAUGUGCAUCAUUUGCUCUUCAUUAGCUUCCUGUCUUUAUCGGGAAUUGAAAAAGAGAAAGAAACUUCAAAUUGUCUAAUGCGUACAUGUUAUUCUGACCAAUUACCAAACACACGAUGAAACGUCCCAGGAGGACUUGAAGGCAGCAUUAGGGCAAAAUGAUUGUUUAUAACCUGAUCUGAUUUUGUUUCAGAAUGUAACAUGAUAUUUUUGUCCAAAAAUGAAUGGCCUUUUCUGAGCACCAAUUGUGCUUUCUGGGUUUUUCAAGGAUUCAACACCUAAUGUAAGACCAUGGUGUGGAAUGGUAGAAGCGAGGAAAAUAACAUCCGAAAAAAAAUGGGUUUAAUGUGAAAUCUCUCUUUCCUCGCAUACAGAGCAACCUUGGUUUGUUGUUCAGCAUGGAGGAACAGUUGAAUGUCCUUUUUCACCCAAUAAAUGAUUCUGAAAACCACACAUCAAA